GAGUCAUCCCACGCUUGGCUCGGAGCCUCCACGUCGAGUAUAGCAGCAGACAGCUACCAGUAUCAGCUGCAGUCGAUGUGGCAGAAAUGCUGGAACACCAAUCAGAGCCUGGUGCACAAUCUACGUUUCCGUGAACGAGGCCCUCUCAAGUCCUGGCGACCGGAAACGAUGGCGGAGGCGAUCUUCAGCGUUCUCAAGGAGGGAUUAUCCCUGAGCCAAGCCGCAAGGAAAUACGACAUCCCGUACCCGACGUUCGUUCUCUACGCCAAUCGGGUGCACAACAUGCUGGGUCCUAGCGCCGACGGCGGGGCCGAUCUUCGGCCGAAGGGACGUGGCAGACCGCAAAGGAUUCUGCUCGGUGUCUGGCCCGACGAGCACAUUCGUGGCGUGAUUCGGGCCGUUGUGUUCCGCGACGGUCACUCGCCGCACAUCGUCAAGGAAGAACCGGCCUCCAUGUACCCGAGUCUGGCGAAUUACGCCGCGUGCAACGGACCGGAAGGAGCGGUCAGCCCCGGAGCGGCAGCCGCGGCCGCGGUCGCCGCGGUCGCUCAAGGUCUCCGACACCAGAUGUGCAACAUGGUGGCAGCGGCGCAUUCCCAGCAACACGACAUGAUGGCGACGAAUCUCUCGACGAACCUGUCCACGAACCUCUCAACUAGCCUCUCGUCGAAUCUCCAAGCGGCGAUGCAGGCCAGCCAGCAUCAUCACAACAGCAACAACAGCGGCGCGGUCGUGAUCGGUAGCAACAACGGCAGCAGCGGCGGUGGCGGUAUGGGUGGUGGAAUGGGCAACAACGGUAAUUCACCUUUGAAUCUCGGCCUGGCCAGUCCAGGAUCGGGCGGACCACCAGAAAGCCCCAUGGAGAGUCCCUUGGCGAGUCCACUCGGCCCACUGAUGGAUCCAGGACACAUACCGAGCAGCGUAGAAGUCGGGAUCGGUGUCAGCGGAAUGACAUACAAACCGACGCGAAGCUUCGUCAGUCCGCGACCGGAGAAUCUCUUCCAAGAGGAUAUCGCGGACCUCGUGAAAAGUCCACACGGGCUGAAGGACAAGGACAAGAUCCCCGUCAAGCUCGAGCCGUUGACAGACUCCCGUUGCGAAUAGUAAGCCAGAGAUAACGGGGGAACGGAAGAGCUCUGAUCGUUGCCGGUUGGAUCGGCCGGAAAACACAUUCCGUUUCCACCAAUUGAUCCUAUAAACAGGCUUUCCUCCCGGUUUGUUUCCCCGGGUUCGCGCCUGUGUACCGGUCCACGUGCAGCGGCUGGCUCUUUCCGGCGAUAACCGAAUAUCUCUCUCCGAAUAGAGAACACCGGCGAGUUAGUUCGCGAUAACCACGGGUAAUACGACUCGAUUAGCUGCCCUGGCCGAUCGGUCGAUUCGACCGUGUUGCGAGGAAAACGCCGAGCAAACUAUCGCCGCGGCGUCGACCGAAUCGAAUCGUUCAGUUAUAACGCUCGGUCCCCCGAGCGAACUGAACCGGCGACCGAUUCGUUCGCGCGGCGAGGCGAACGUAAUAUACCUAUAGCGAUCUCGGACGAGGUCGAGGCUUACAAUCAAAAUAAAGAGGGAAAAGAAAGGACGGGGGAGAAAGUGUGUAACCAAGCGAACGGGGGAGGGGGAGACGACGAGACCCGUCUGCGAUCGAUGCUCGAUCCCUCGAACCCAGACCCGACGUUUUCUUCCUUCGCGAUAUCUACCGAGCAUUCGAUUCGGCGAUCGUGUCUCGUCGAUUCCUCGGUCCCGAGCAAUCGUUCUGUUGCGAGACAACGUUCCGUAGUUAAGUUACCUGGUCGAUUGGAAAUUCGCGGAAUUCUCCCAGAUAUCGGAUCGGUACACGAUCCACGGCGCUUUGGAUUCGCGCGAGUCCAGCGCGGCAAGGUACGUUUUGCUGUUCCGCGAGAGAAAGAGAUUUAAACUCGAGAUUUCUAUAUCCACGCAUAUACGAUAACCGUACGUUUAAUGCCAAAUGUAUAGUAAUUGGCGCCCUGGCCUCGAGCCACGAGCCACAUUAUCCACGUCGGAACGAUCGCCCGACGG
This is a messenger RNA of Dufourea novaeangliae, 2037 nucleotides long. Its product is annotated as protein bric-a-brac 1-like. NCBI's taxonomy places the organism in Eukaryota, Metazoa, Arthropoda, Insecta, Hymenoptera, Halictidae. The transcript has 5 exons. Gene Ontology annotation, biological process: regulation of transcription by RNA polymerase II. Gene Ontology annotation, cellular component: nucleus. Gene Ontology annotation, molecular function: DNA binding. The record is from RefSeq and is a predicted model, not a curated record. Bases 76 to 1104 code for a protein of 342 amino acids.